AUGAUACAGGGAAGGGUCGGAGAAGUUUCGGAAGUAGCGAAGACCAUCGCCUUCCUGGCCUCGCCAGACGCGUCCUUCAUAACCGGCGCACUGGUGCAAGUCUGUGCAGGAGCAUCCGUGAGUCUUCUGGGGACUCAUGUGGAUACUUGUCACUACUUAGGUCAGGAUGGUAUGGGCGAUGUACCAGAUCCUGACCCUCCCUCUGCUGACUUGGUACAGACUGAACAUGCUGUCAGUGCAUUAUUGAGGUUAUCCGGAGAAUAUCCAGGUGAGAUCAACUUGGUUGCAAUUAGGCUCACUCAUAUGUCUCUAACUGUUGUAUAAUCUUGAUUUCCUACAUCUAUUGCAGGCCUUGGAAAUGUAACUCCUUUAGCAGAGUAUAACUUCUGGUGUGACCCAGAAGCAGCCCAUGUUGUUCUGAAAGGAUAUGACAGCUUGUUUCCUAUCACAGUAAUCCCUUGGGAAACUUGUGUCCAGGACCAUGACAUAUCAUGGGACACCUGGAUGGAUAUUUGUGCCAUACCAACAAAACGUGGACAAUUCCAUGCUGCAAUACAGCAACAGAUGAUUGCAAAACAGAAGCACCACAGAUUGUUUUCUGCACAUUCCCACACUUACGACCUCUAUGCAGUUGCAGUAGCACUGUUCCCUGAGGUUUUAUACAAGACACUAGAGGUCUACGCCAGGGUUGAGUUAAAGGGGGAAAUUACCAGGGGUCAGAUGGUGUGUGAUUGCAAUGACAAAUGGGCAAAACAUCCAAAUGUACGAGUUGUCAAGAAACUUGACCUGCCAUCAGUGUUGAAUAUGCUACGUAGAGCUCUAGAAUAG
Molecule: messenger RNA, 828 nt
Organism: Branchiostoma belcheri (Belcher's lancelet)
Lineage: Eukaryota; Metazoa; Chordata; Leptocardii; Amphioxiformes; Branchiostomatidae
Molecular function (GO): hydrolase activity, hydrolyzing N-glycosyl compounds
Source: RefSeq, a predicted model, not a curated record